CUCUCUCUCUCUCUCUCUCUCUCUCUCUCUCUUCUUGGAGUGGGUUUUCUUUGUUUUGAUGGAGUGAAGAUGAACAGUUCCACUACAGCUGAAACUACUGUCUGCAGGAACUGGAACAGCACGUCUCCUUCUAUCAUGUCUUUUAUAGGCUUGGAAUCCAACACCCAGAAGCAGUACUGGGACUGGGAAACCAACACUCACCCAUCCACUGCGCACAAUAGCACCAACCCUUUCAUCCACCCAACCACAAGCUUUCUUGAUUUCUCUUCCCCUUCUCUUCCUUUCCCCCCUCCAUCUCUUCCUCCUCCACCACCUCCUCCUUCCUCCUCCACCUUCAACCCCUCCUACUCCCAAAUUGCCGGCUACCCCAGCAGCUUCCUCAAAAGGGAAGAUGAGUGUUUCAGCUUCGAUGGGGGGAGUUACACCAACGGUCGGAUUGGGUUGAAUCUAGGCCAUCGGACAUACUUCUCAUCACGAGAGACGGCCGUGAUUGAUCGACUCUUCAAACGGUCCCGUGGAUUCUAUCACACCAGUCAGAUCCCAAGAUGCCAGGCCGAAGGAUGCAAGGUUGAUCUAAGCAAUGCAAAGCAUUAUCAUCGUCGGCAUAAGGUCUGUGAAUUCCAUUCCAAAGCUACCAAGGUUGUUUUGGCCGGCGGACUAGAACAACGUUUCUGCCAGCAAUGUAGCAGGUUUCAUAUACUGGCUGAAUUUGAUGAAGUGAAGAGAAGCUGUAGGAAGCGAUUGGCCGAUCACAACCGUCGAAGAAGAAAGCCCCAGGCAGGGGCAGCAUCAACGGCUACACAAGACUCCACAGCAAUAAAAGCUGCCCAACAUGGUACGGACAAAAGCCAACAAGCAGCACCAGCGGCAGCAAAAGACGCUAGAGCACCCUCGGCACUCUCAUUGCUGAUGAACAAAGUCGACCCAGAGCAGCAGCUGCACCAGCAGUUCCAACAGAAGGUGACGAUCUCAGCAGCCCAGCCAUGGAGUGGGCCAGGGCUGUCUCUGGGUGGCAUCAGAGCCAUUGAAACUGGAUCACAUGAUCAGAUGACAUACACCCAUCAACAGACUUUCUCAGGAUUCUAUACUGGCAAUUGCUGCAGCAAUCAAAAUCAUCAUCUGAUGUAUUCAAGCUCAAACGGGCCAGCUCAGUCGACAGGUGGAAGUCAUCAUCUGUUGUAUCCGAGCCCGAACGAAGCAUCGCAAUCAACCGGUGGAGGAUCAUCAGAUCAAACCCAUCAGCCCCACCAGCCUGAGGAUUUGCAGAAUUUACUACAGCUGGGCCAUGCCAUGUUUGAAGUUGAAAUGCUCUGAGAGAGAGAGAGAGAGAGAGAGAGAGAGACAGUCAUGGGUUCAUGGGUGCUGUUUUCAAUAAAACAGAAAUUGGGUAGUUUGUGAAGAGAUCGUUGGACCGUUGACUUGUGUUAGUUGGGUCAAAUGUAUGGAUGAUCAGAGCCGUUCUUGUGGAAAGCCCCACCAUGAGCAGGCCGUAGAUGAAGAAUGAUUUAUUGCCAAAUAGAUUAUAGAAAGUAUUUAGAGAGAUUAGGGGUUUAUAUUCAAUUCUUUUUUUUCCUGUAAUGGUUAGCAUCGUCUUUCCGGAUAAAAAGGACUGCCCAUGGUUUUAGAC
This is a messenger RNA of Magnolia sinica, 1627 nucleotides long. RefSeq names its product squamosa promoter-binding-like protein 8. NCBI's taxonomy places the organism in Eukaryota, Viridiplantae, Streptophyta, Magnoliopsida, Magnoliales, Magnoliaceae. The transcript has 3 exons. Gene Ontology annotation, cellular component: nucleus. The coding region runs from base 70 to 1314 and encodes 414 amino acids. Gene Ontology annotation, molecular function: DNA binding. The record is from RefSeq and is a predicted model, not a curated record.